UAAAUAAGACUCAAAUUCCAGCAUUCAGCUUCACAAUACCCUCAAGUCAUCUCAUCCAAGUAUACCUAAGGUAUUCAUCCAUCCAUCCACCACCAAAAAUGCACAUCACCACCACCCUCCUCACCACAGCAUCCGCCCUCCUCAUCCUCCCCACCUUCACCGCCGCCGCCGGCAACGCCGUCGUCACCAACAACUGCAACACCCCGAUCUACCUUUGGUCCGUCGGCGGCUCCGUCGGCCCCCGCCAGACCAUCGCCCCCGGCGCCAGCUACACCGAGGCCCUCCACUACGACCCGGCCUCCGGCGGCGUCGCCCUCAAGAUCACCAAGACCUCCGACGGCCUGUACGACGGCAGCCCCCAGCUGAACUACGCCUACACCCUCGACGGCGCCAAGACCUGGUACGACCUGUCCAGCGUGUUCGGGAAUGCCUUCGCCGGCUCGGUUCUGAGUGUCAAGCCCAGCGAUACGUCCUGCCCCAAGAUCUGUUGGCCGAAUGGGGUGAACCCGGGUGGCAGUCAGGUGAAGACUUGUCAGGCGGGAAGUAAUGAGGUUUUGACGGUUUGCGCGGCUGCGUGUUAGGUUUAGUCUUUCGGGGAUUGAUUGGGGGAGGGGGAAAGGGGGGUAAGGAGACUGGUAGUUGAGUUUGGGUUG
Molecule: messenger RNA, 653 nt
Organism: Aspergillus aculeatinus CBS 121060
Lineage: Eukaryota; Fungi; Ascomycota; Eurotiomycetes; Eurotiales; Aspergillaceae
Product: putative BYS1 domain protein
Exons: 1
Coding region: 99-581 (160 amino acids)
Source: RefSeq, a predicted model, not a curated record